Musca vetustissima is the source of this 459-nucleotide messenger RNA. Its product is annotated as trafficking protein particle complex subunit 6b-like. The transcript has 3 exons. The record is from RefSeq and is a predicted model, not a curated record. NCBI's taxonomy places the organism in Eukaryota, Metazoa, Arthropoda, Insecta, Diptera, Muscidae. Bases 1 to 459 code for a protein of 152 amino acids. Gene Ontology annotation, cellular component: TRAPP complex; cis-Golgi network; trans-Golgi network. Gene Ontology annotation, biological process: regulation of GTPase activity; endoplasmic reticulum to Golgi vesicle-mediated transport.
AUGUCCGAAGAAAUUGUAUUUGAUUGUCUGCAUGCGGAAAUUGUAAAUUACUGUUUGGAAGGAAAUAAGGAGAAUGAUUUUUCUACACUGGAAUAUAUUGGAUUCACUACUGGUUAUCGUCUCAUCGAACGUAUGACACGAGAUGUUUCCCGUUUCAAAGAUGAACUGGAAACCAUAAAAUUCAUUUGUACAGACUUCUGGACUUCAAUUUACAAAAAACAAGUAGAUAAUUUACGUACCAACAAUCAGGGUAUCUAUGUUGUACAGGACAAGGCGUUUCGUUUUCUGACACGUAUUACACCAGGUGAAAAACAGCUGGAACAUGCACCAAAGUUUGUUGCAUUUACUUGUGGUUUGGUACGUGGAGCAUUAAGCAAUCUGGGCAUAAAUAGUAGCGUUACAGCAGAAGUUCAAAGUAUACCGGCUUGUAAAUUUCACAUAGAAAUUAGUAAUGCUUAA